Oryzias latipes (Japanese medaka) is the source of this 4714-nucleotide messenger RNA. RefSeq names its product sterile alpha motif domain-containing protein 3. The record is from RefSeq and is a predicted model, not a curated record. NCBI's taxonomy places the organism in Eukaryota, Metazoa, Chordata, Actinopteri, Beloniformes, Adrianichthyidae.
CUGCACUCUUUUGCAGGGGGAGGAGCAGUCAUCACGCAUUCCCAAGAUGCAGCUCUACCAGCCAAUCAUUGGUCUUGUUGUUACACUUCAGUUACAUGGACACGGUGAUUGGUCGAAAUGCAUCUUGGGUAUGUGUGAUGCAUGAUGGGAUAUUGCUGACAUCCAUGUUUGUAAUGCUACACUGUAAACCCGGAUUUCAUAUCUAAUCAAACAUUUUAAGUAUAAUCUACUUACAUGGCUCAAAUCGAUUAAGUUUUGAUUGCAUUACUAGCAGAUGUAAGUAUGUUAUACUAAUUUGUAGACCUAGUUGAGCCAGUGAAUAAUUUUAAGUGAAAUAGCUUAAAAUUCCCAAGUUUUAGUGAUGCAAUGCAUGAUGGGAACGUGAUCGCUGUCACUUUGCCGCCGAGAAAACGUCACUUUGCCGCCGUGUCCCUGCUUUUUGCCGAGAAGACGUCACUUUCUCGCCGCGCACCGGACGGUCCAGUGUCUACUAAAACUCGCCAGAGACGCGUCUUGGUGACACAGCCCGAUCCACGCUGAGCGAGGGACACGCACUCAGUGGGAAGAAGAGUGUCAUAGGAAGAUAUUCCUUUAAAACCACCAGUAUCCUGAUAUUGGCAACAAACUGAAUACAAACCUCUGAAAAAUAUGCUUUGGAAGUGAUUCCUGGAGAGCUUCACUACUGACAAGUUCUGCAGAUUCUGUUCGGCAAGCAGUUUUGACAAACAAUACCAAGAGGUAUGCUCUGGUUACUUUAAACUUCGAGACAAAGACUCCCAUGAUAAGCAGGUGCAGGAGGUGAGAGAGGAUCCAGCAUUGAGUCGGAUUUAUGGUGUGAAAAGAGCAUGUCCUUUAACUGAGAAUCUUGAGCACUUUCAUGCAGUCACUGGUUACCCUCCUGACAUCUUGCAUGAUAUAUUGGAAGGCAUUGUUCCAACUGAGUUGUCCCUUUGUCUUAAAGACAUGAUAGACAAGGGUUAUUUCACACUAGAAAUGUUAAAUCAGGCCAUCAGACACUUUAACUACACAUUUACUGACAAAACAGACCGACCUCAGAUUAUUGGAAAGGGAUUUUCCGCCAAAAGAACCAUUGGUGGAAAUGGCCAUGAGAAUUGGUGUCUCAUAAGGCUUCUUCCUUUUCUUAUUGGUCACUGUGUCCCUGAGGGUGACAACACUUGGGAAAUUAUCAUGCUUCUCAAAGAUGUGGUUGAGCUAGCUGUUGCACCAAGACACACUGAGGAGACACUGCAUUUCCUGGACUGUAAAAUAGCAGAGCACAGACAGCUGCUGCUGUCAACAUUUCCAGAUUUUCGUUUAAGGCCAAAACAUCACUUUUUGGAACAUUACCCUCAGCUUGUAAGGAAAUUUGGUCCCCUGUGUGAUGUUUGGACAAUGCGCUUUGAGGGGAAGCACAAGUUCUUCAAAAAGGCAAUUCGCAAUGUGCAAAACUUCAAAAAUGUUGCCAUGACACUUGCUACCAAACAUCAGAGAGCAGUCAGUUAUCACCUUGACUGUAGCUCUUUUUUCAGACCAUCAGUUGAGAUGACAAAGGUUACCCCAGUUUUGCUUGCCUCUUUCCCUUUGAACAUUCAGAGAGUACUCGCGCAAAAGAUUACAAAGCCUGAGUCUGUUCUUAAUGCAUCAUCUGUUUGUGUAGAUGGAAUCAAAUAUCAUCCCGGCAUGAUACUCUCUACUGGCUCAUGCUCAGGUCUCCCUGAAUUUGCCCAGAUUCAAAAAAUUGUGGCUGUUAACACGGAAAUUAUGUUUGUUUGCCACAAAAUGACAGCAUGGUAUUGUGAGCAUUUAAGAUCUUACCAACUUGUCUGUAAUGACGUCCCCUCUUUGGUUGUGGUUCAGAUGUCAGACUUGAAUGAUGUCUUCCCAUUAUCAGGAUAUAGGGUACAAGGAGAAUUUAUGGUAACUCUGAGACGAUAUGUUAUUUGCUAAAUACCUGUCUUUCAUCAUGAUUUCCCAGAUGGCUGAGCAAGAGAAUAUAACCAUGAGGGUUAUUGUCUCAGAGGGGGAUAUAAGAAAGAUGACGACAAAACGACCUGACACGCUUGAGGAUUUGAUUGGCUGGCUCAAAGGCAAUCUCAAAGCAAACUAUAGUUUCACCUUACAGUACCAAGAUCCUGAAUUUAACAAUGAACUGUGUAACCUCACCAAUCUCUCUGAGCUCCCAGAGAAGCCAACAAUCAAAAUCAUCCCUAUGAUUGAGCUGGUGCCAAUCUCAGCAGACACUGAAUCAUAUGGUGACACAAGCAGCCAGGCAGACACAGAGAUCCUGUCUAACUCCUCUCUGGAUAGAAGUUUUCAGUGGCCAGAGGUAUUUGACGUUCCCAAAUUUUCAGUUGAUGUUGAGUACAGACUUCGUCAAGGUAACCUGUUGUAUCUGAGAGAUGGAACAUGUCUUAAGGUGACAAAAGAGUUGAAACAUGAUAUACUGGAGAAAUUGGCCGAGACCAUGUAUGCAUUUAAAGCAUACCCAGAAAAGGAAGAUUUUGAAGCAGUUGCAAAAGCUUUAGUACAAACCCACCCGUGUCUCAAAGAAUCAGGGUCAUCCUCCGGCUGGAAUGGAUGGAAGAACAGUCUCAAGUUCAAGAUGGGAAACUACAGAACCAAAAUGCGCCAGAUUGGACGAGUUGAUGUCACUGUCAAUGGUGGUAAACGUGGAAGGUACACUGCAAAUGCCGACCCUUCUCACAAAGGCAUAAAAAAGCCAAGGAAAGGAGAAUUAAAUUUCCUACCUGAAUAUCCAGAGGGGAGGGAUGACCACAACCUGGAAGAAGCUCGCCAGGUUUUGGUCAAUGAAAUGAUGAAGAUGAGGCCAAAUGGGUCCCUUGUUAAGAAAAACAUGGACCUGACAUUUGCACUUCGGAGAAAAGAAGUUGUCCAAAACAAGCCUGCCAUCAGCCAGAUGUUGCAUAGAUGGCCAGCUCUUUUCACAGAAAGCCAGGUUUUUUACGAGUUCUCCAGAGUGGUGGGGAAAAGUCUGCAAGACAAUUUCUUUGAUGAACUUGACCAUUUCUCUCCAAGGCUGGUGGACCUCUUUCGGAAGAAGAAAGGCCUUACCGGCCAGCUUUUGGCUGAGCUUUUACGUCAGACAAAGACCACUGAGCCAACAGACAUCAGGUGCCUUUGUCUUCGGGGACUCCCUGUCAUCUUGGCGGAUGAUUCUUCUGCCUUCUUCAGAACAUGCUCUGAUGUAACUGACAAGGACUCGUACAGUGAAACUUCAGUGGGAAUUCUCUGCCUUGGUCAAGAAAAUACCCAGCUCAACCCAUCCAGAGUAGGGAUCAUCUUGGAAGGGUCUGUGGUAAUGGAUGAACUGUCAAACCUACCUCAGGCCUUCUGUGUCCUUUUUGGACUGAUCUAUGCCCUACACCUGGACUACCCCAAGUGCAUGAAAAACACUUUCAAUUUUAUUCAGCAAGUAAUGCUCAAACUGGGUAAAAGUGAGCUGGUACCCAAAAUUCAAACUUUGAAAAAUCAGCUGGAAGCAUAAAUCGUGUUCAAAAUGGCCCUUCUACUGUUCAAGAUUUGUUUGCCACAGUUUGUAAUGUUGGACUUUUAUGAAAACAUGUUUAUUGUUGUGUAAGGUUUGGGAUACAUGUGUUCUGUGGUAUUUGCACUGAUUUUUGCACAGGUUUCCAUGACACAGGCUUUAAAAAAAUUUCAUUUCAAAAGAGUUUAAUAUUUUAGUUACAAUACCAACUAAAAGCUAAAACAUUUCCCUAAUAGGAGUGUAAGUUACAAUACGGUUUUAAUGUGAUUUGUUGUAAUAAGGAUGUACACAUUAUUAAUACAAUAAGUGUUUUUGAUGGUGCUUUGUUUUAUGCAAUGUUCAGGGCAUGAAUGACACACAUUUUGCCACUGUUUCUGGCUUAUGAUUCAAAGUUGUUAAAGCAGGGACAAUGACCCUGUAACGUAAUGCUGUUUUUAAAUAAAACAGUAAAAAAAACUUUUGUGUUGCAUAUUUUUCUUAAUUGAAACGUUCUAGUUAAGCAAAUGCAAUGAUGAAUACAAAGGUUUAGUUACUUCAACUUAAAAUAUUAAGUGGAGUUCAUGUGACAAGGUAAUUGAUAUUACAAGAGAUUGUAAGUGAAAUCAACUUGGCAUUUAGUAUUUUGAACUUAAAAUGAUAAUUCCACCCUUUCAUGCAUUUAAGUUAAAUGCACUCAAGUUUUCAUAACCCAUUACUUAAAAAAUUUAAGGCAACCGGUUUCCUCAAAUUUUUUAAGUAAAUUCAACUUAUCCGGGCUUACAGUGUAGGAGCUUAACGGGUGUUACAGCUGAAAGCGGCUUUUGCGGCCGGACGGAGAGGAUAACCGUGGUUAUGAAUGACUUAUGACGUGAAUAAUUAUUUUGUUUCCACAAAUUAAUUAUGUGCUUUGAGUGAUGUGGGGGUAAUUCCAGUUCUGGUCCAGGACUUCUGGUUCUGGACGUUGAUGUCUGCAGCCAGGUCCUCUUCACCAUGACAGCAAAACAUGAGGCUCAGUGUUUUGCCAAAGGACACUUGAACACAUGUGCAGGCAGAUUGGGAAUCAAACCUGCCUAAACUGCUCCCCCUCUGCAUCAUGACCAACCCCCCCACUAAAGUGAAGAUUGCUUGGUAUCUGUUGAAGGCCAUGUGAUUGUUCAUUUAAGUACAAAUCACGAAUAAAUGGACUGGCAGAAUCAGUCUUUAAUAUAAGUUCAGGAGGCCAUCCAAAAA